AUGAAAACAGAUGGUGAGGUACACACAAGCUACGAUAGUCUUGAAGAAGUUGAUAAAGAGAACAAAAAGAACACUUGGAAGUUAUUUGGUGGAGAUAUUGGUAAACACUAUAAGGUCUUUAAGCUCACCCUUCAAGUAACUGAUAAGGCUGAUGAUGGCACUGCUGUUGCUAAAUGGACGGUAGAAUAUGAGAAAAUCAACGACGAUAUUGACCCUCCAAAUGGAUGGAUGGACUGCCUUACCAAAUGCACUAGAGAUGUUGAUGCUCAUCUUAUCAAAGGAGAGAAAGUUGCUACAUAA
Messenger RNA from Vicia faba (fava bean), 300 nucleotides. The record is from the annotation of a GenBank genome assembly. Lineage: Eukaryota; Viridiplantae; Streptophyta; Magnoliopsida; Fabales; Fabaceae.